GCUCGAGCAAGCAGGAGGGGUGCGCAUCUAAAAACCCGUACCCGGUGUCCUCCAUCCUCCACGCCCCGCUCGCAGGCCCGCUAUAACCCUUCGCGUUGUUACGAUGGGACGCCGCAAGAUCGAGAUCAGCAAGAUCACCAACGAACGCUCGCGCGGAAUCACGCUGCAAAAGCGCCGCUUCGGGCUGUUCAAGAAGGCAUAUGAGCUCGGCGUGCUCUGCACCGUCGACGUCCUCGUCAUCGUCGUCGAGGACAGGCCGAACAAGAAAUCGCGCCUGUACGAGUACUGCUCCGGCGAUGCGCAGGCCAUCCUCAAGCGCCACCGCGAGUUCGAGGGCGAGCGCGAACGGAAGACGCCGGCGGACUAUGGCGGGCUAGGCGCCCCGAAAGACGAAUCAGACGACGACGCCAAGAUGGCCGAUAACGACUCGGAGGAAGACGAGUCGUCCGGCUCGGGCGACGACGAGGACGCGAGCUCCGGCAAGGGCAGGUCGUCCUCCAAGAAGGGCAAAGACAAACGCAAGAGCGCCGGCAAAGGCGGCCGCCUCGUCGCGCGACAAGACAACACGCCCAAGACCAAGUCGCCCAUGACGCUCGAGGUCCCGGCCGGCAUGACCGCCGCCCAACUCGCGCAGAUCCAGCAAUGGCUCACCGGCACCGGAACGGGCCCGAGCGCCCCGUCCUCCUCCGCGCCGCCCCCCUUCUCCGCGCCCCCCGCCAUCUGGGCCCCCGACGUGCCCUCGCCCGUCCCCUCCGCCACCUCCACCGCCAGCGGCCACAAACGGCUCCGCCUCGGCUCCGACGCGCCGCCGCCCAGACCCGGCUCGGGCAUCGCGCUCCCGCGCCCCCCUCCCGUGCCCCUCCCCGCACCCAGAUCGAACACGAUGCCGCCGCCCAUCGCGCGGCACCACCACCAGCCCCACUCCCAUCCCCUUCCACACCACCACUCCCAUCCGCACCAUCAUCAUCAUCCGCAGCACCAGCAGCACCAGCAACAGGACGACUUGAGCCUCCUCGGCCUGACAGGACUCGACUUUUCCUCUCUCUCCCCCGACCUCCCGUCCUCUUCCACCUCGACCUCGACCCCGACCACCGACGCGAACGCCCCCUUCGACAUGUCGCUCAACCUCAACCUCGCCGCGCUCUUCUCCCACCCCCCGCCCCAGCCGCACGGAGGACACGGACAGAGCCACGCGGCGUACCCCCACCCUCACCCCUACCCGCACCCGCACCUCCCCUCGCCCGCAUCCAGCAGCCCCUCGUUCACCCCUCCCCAAGCCGCUCUCCACCCUCCCCCCAGCCUCGGAUUCGGACACGCGCCCCCGCCCCCGGUACAAUCACAAUCACAAUCGCACGCACAAGGACACGCACACGGACAUGGAGGAGGGGGCCUACCACCGCCCAGCCCUCGCUCUCUCGCGACGCUCAUGGCCUCCCCCGCGCUCGCCGCCGCGCUAGCCCGCAACCCCUCCCUCCAAGCCGCCGCGCGCGCUCUGAUGGCCGGCUCCUCCUCCCCCUCCUCCCCCUCCUCCACAUCUACAGGAGGAGGAGGAGGAGGAGCGGCGUUCGAGUGGCCGGUCCAUCCCACCGUCCCGCCCACGCAUCCGGGCUCACAAGGAGGAACAGGCGGAGGAACGGGAACAGGAGGAGCAGGAGCAGGAGGAACGGGAACAGGAGGAGCAGGAGCAGGAGAGGUGGACACGUCCUGGCUCGACAUGUUAGCCGACAUGACGCCGCCCGUCGCACCCUCGACCUCCUCCGACGUGGAGAUGAAAGAAGGCAGGAGUCGAAGCGGGAGCACCGGCACCGGCACCGGCACCGGCGCGGGUGUGAAAACGGAGGAGGAGUGGAAGUGGUAAUCAAAGCGCCAAAGGGACCCAAAAGGACGAAGGGCAAGAUGGAGUGUGUACGUAUAUAUAUAUAUAUAUGCAUAUUGUAUAUAUAACCCUG
Punctularia strigosozonata HHB-11173 SS5 is the source of this 1949-nucleotide messenger RNA. RefSeq lists its product as uncharacterized. The record is from RefSeq and is a predicted model, not a curated record. Bases 104 to 1858 code for a protein of 584 amino acids. The transcript has 7 exons. Gene Ontology annotation, molecular function: protein dimerization activity; RNA polymerase II cis-regulatory region sequence-specific DNA binding; DNA-binding transcription factor activity, RNA polymerase II-specific. Gene Ontology annotation, biological process: regulation of transcription by RNA polymerase II. Lineage: Eukaryota; Fungi; Basidiomycota; Agaricomycetes; Corticiales; Punctulariaceae.